AGACAGUGCGCAUGCCCAUCAGCUCCCUGAUCAUUCACAAAGUGCUGCGUUUUCCUUUGAAAAAAAGGGGCUAGACGGCACCAAACGACGAGAAACAUAUUGUAAAAAGCAACAGUUCAUUUUGAAAACAGGUGAUCUUGUAGUUGGAAAGUUCAGUGCACAGUAAAUAAGACAAAGGAAACUUUUUUUUUCUGUUUUUGGACUCGAUAGUCAAUCGUCAGCGCUGCAAUGCUGCUCGUGGAGUAUGGGUACAACUGCCAGCGCUGCGCCACACCCCCCUGUGCUGCAUGAGGGUGUCCACGGCAACGGCAUGGCGGACAGCAGGCAGUCGCUGAGCGUUAGCUCCUUCCAGUCGGUCAGCAUCCACAACAGCAAGGGCAAGUCCAUCAUCACCAACAAGGUAGCCCCAGUCGUCAUCACGUAUAACUGUAGGCAAGAGUUCCAGAUUCACGAUGACACACACAAAACCAAUUACAAAGUCGGCAGAAUUUCCGACACCAUGCCUGAGCACUAUUUGGUGCAGGGUUCCUUCUUCAUGGUACAGGAUGUUUACAGCAAGGCAGAUGUUUUGAACACUACGGCGAGCCAUGGAGCGCCCAACUUUCGCCAACUCAAGGGCACCUACCCAGUCUUUGGGAUGGGGCAGCCCAGCCUCCAUGGCUUCAAACAGGUCCUCCAGAGGCUUCAGAGCCAAGGCCACGAGGAGAUCAUUUUCUUCUGUGUGCGAGAAGAGCCAGUGGUGUUCCUGCGCCUGGCGGACGACUUUGCCCCAUACACACCCCGCAGGAAGGAGAACCUCCACGAAAACCUCCACGGCCUGGACAAGGAGCUGAGCGCUGAGGCACUGGAGGUGACCAUCAGGAAGGAGCUCCACGACUUUGCCAAACUGAACGAAAAUGUGUUCUACGUCUACAAAGACAUCGAGCACUUCAAGGACGAGCCCCAGAACAUCUCCAUCACUUGCGAGGAGGACAUCCACGUAACGGAGGAGGUCUACAAGAGGCCCGUCUUCACCAUGCCCACCUACAGGUAUCACAGAUUGCCGCUGCCAAUGGAAGGAGCCCCUCUUGAAGCAGUGUUUGAUGCCUUUGUGAACAUUCUCAGGGAGACCCCCAGCCUCUCACAGCUGCGUGACCCGUCCAAGCCCCUACCGGCCCUCGUCUUCAGCUGCCAAGUGGGUGUGGGCCGCACCAAUCUGGGCAUGAUUCUGGGCACCCUGGUCCUGAACCACCUUCACUCUGACCCACCUGCAGCCGACCAACCUGAGGCUGACCAGGUUGAGGAAGCGAAACCACUCUUCCAAGUGAUUCAGGCAUUAAUCAGCAGGCUGCCGAACGGCCAGCAGGUUCUGGAGGAGGUUGAUCGAGCCACCGCUCUGUGCUCAGAGAUGCACAACAUAAGGGAGGCCAUCUACGAAAACAAGAAAAAGCUGGAGGGAAUUGGGGAGGAUUACCAGUUUCAGGGAGGCGGCACAAAAGAUUACUUCCUUCACCGAGCCAUGCAGAGCCUGGAGCGCUACUUCUUCUUGAUUGUCUUCAACGCUUAUCUCCAUGAGCAGUACCCUCUGGCGUUUGCGUCCAGCUUUAGCCAGUGGAUGUGUGCCCACCCGUGGGUGUACCGACUGCUGGCACGCAUGAACCUGUCAGAGCUCCGUGCCCCCGCCGACCUGGUCACCAAGGGCACCCGAGUACUGGUGGCGGAUGCCUACUUGGCCCCAGAUGUCCUGAGCACAAUGAAGGAGAUGAGGGUGGCCAACUUCAGGCGGGUGCCCAAGAUGCCCAUCUACGGCAUGGCCCAGCCCACAUCAGAGGCUACAGGCGUGGUGCUGGCCUAUCUGACAGACGAGAAGCGGAAGCACAGCCACGUGCUGUGGGUCAACCUGCAGGAGGAGCUGGUGCUGGAGGCCAACGGGCAGAUCUACUCCCCGCGAGAGCCCAGCUGCCUGGACCAGCACAUCCCUGUCCCCGCCAGCUUGCCGCAGCUCAUUGAGCAACAGGAGACGGCGCUGAAGGAGGAGGUGCUGGCGGCACAGAAGUGGCUGGAGGUGACGCUGGAGCAGGAGAAGCAGAUGAAGAUGUUCAAGAGCUGCCUGACACCGCAGGAGAUCUUCAACCAGCACAAGGGGACCCACCAGGGCCUGCAGUACUGCCGCGUGCUGCUGCCCGACUGCUGUGCGCCCAGGGAGGAGGACUUUGAUCAGCUCCUGGAGGCCAUGAAGAGCAGCCUGGCGGAGGACCCGCGCUCAGCGUUUGUCUUUAACUGCUCCAGUGGGAAAGGCAGGACCACCACAGCCAUGGUCACCGCUGUGCUCACCCUCUGGCACUUCAACGGCUUCCCAGAGUUUGGCGAUGAUGAGAUGGUGAGCGUUCCUGACGCCAAGUACACAAAGGGGGAGUUUGAGGUGGUGAUGCAGCUGGUGAGGCUUCUGCCCGACGGGCACCGCAUGAAGCGGGAGGUUGACAUGGCGCUGGAUGCCGUCAGCGAGACCAUGACCCCGAUGCACUACCACUUGCGGGAGAUUAUCAUCUGCACCUAUAGACAGGUCAAGAGUUGCAAACCUGAGAAGGAAAGCCAUCAGCUGCUGCUGCGGAGUCUGCAGUACCUGGAGCGCUACAUGUACCUGAUCCUCUUCAACACCUACCUGCACCUGGAGAAGAAGGACUCCUGGCAGCAGUCCUUCAGCCAGUGGAUGCACCAGGUGGCGUCCCGGGCAGGUGUUUACGACCUUCUCAACCAUCUGGGCUUCUCCGAGUUCGAGAACCUGAAGGACUCGCCGCUAGCCAGCCUGCGUUGCCGCUGGCAACAGCAGAACGCUCAUCCGCUCCCUUUUCGCGGAGAGUUCAUUUGAGCAGGGAGCUGGGCUUGUUGAACUGUCGGAAGGAAAAACAUUCUCUCUCUCUCUCUGAUUUUUGUAAAAGCAGUGUCACUCUUUUUUUAACUGUUGCUUUUUUUCUUUUUUAGAAGCUGUUCUUUUGUGUUUCUUUUCUCUUUACUACUGGUAUGAAGACACAUUUUUUUUAACAGUUUUAUAUGAAGGCCUGUUUUAUGUUUCUAUAACCUGCUAUUUUGUGAAGAGUUGUUUAAGUUGCUUACAUUAAUUUAGACUCUGUCUUAGCUGUCAGAAUGAGAUGAAAACCUUUUUUUCCUGCCUGAAAUUCAUCUCUGAAGUCUUUUUUUGCUAUUUCAAUUUACAUCCCAACCUGCCAUUCACAGCUGCUACUAGGGAGCAGUUUUGAAGAAGAUGAUGAUGAUGAUGAUGAUGAUGAUCAUUCCAGGUUUUAGAGGGAAAAAAAUGAAUGAAAAAGAUCCCACAGACUGAUUCUGAUAUGCCCUUUUUUUGGCCAGUAGAACAGGAUGUACACCUACUCUUUGUACCGUGGUUCAAAUGCCAAAUGUGUGUUGGCGUACAAGUGCCGUGGGCCCUGCUUCCGUCCUCCAGUUCCUGUUUUCUGUCAAACUUUUGGUUAUGAGCAGAUUACAAGACACAGAUUGAAGGUCCCAACCUUCUCAGAUUUGAAACUGAUCCUUGUAAUCUGCCUAUAUACAGUGUUUCUGAAGAUUAUAGGGUACAUUAUGACAAUGGUAAUGUUUUACAGUCCUUUAUUUUGUAUGCUCGUUGGUCCUUUGUACAACAUGGAAUUGGGAAUCGAUAUAGGAAUGAUAUACAUGGUUGUUUGUCGAAUGUACUACAUUCAAUACAGAAUGAUGACGUGCAACAUUGCGGUAGGAAUUUGCUAAAUUAAAGUAAUGGUGAGGACGGUGUGGUUAUUCUUUAAAAUGAUCACCAUACAGCAUUGCCAUUAGUAUCAACUCUGCCCCCUUAGUCCUUGGCAACUGGACCCUUCUUCUACAUGAUUGGUUGAGAAUUUGUUUUUUUGGAUUGCUUUGGAGAGAUGUCAUAAUGCACAAACUAGGUCGACCUAGGACCGAAACCCUUGGCAAGAUAAGUGAUUUUGGUGAUUGCCCCUGCUUUUUAAAACCAUGUUCCAUGACUAAUUUUCUCUUCAUGUUAGGAUUGUUAAGGUGCACACACAGAGACCACAUCUGUAAUAGCUUGUUAAAAAUCCCUUGCAAGUGCAAGUGCUGACAUUAUUUUAAUGAUUGCCAACGUUGUGUAGUACACUUGUGAAAAGCCCAACCUCACUGAGAUCAUCUAUGGACGCCCACCACUUAAUCUCAUAUUAAGAUGACACACAAAUUAAAAAACCGCCAAAAAAAAAAACACACACACACACACACACACACACGGACCUCUGUGACAGAAAUCCUUUCCCGUGGGAGUCUUCCCAGGCGCCUGCUCUCAAUAAAAAGUGGGGGGUAUAUUACACGGUCAUAAGGCGCUGUCUGAAGUGCCUAUGGAGAUGUUGUGGUGGUGAGUCCCACCUCACAGCCUCCAACAAACCAGUUCUGUGUGAUGUCAUGACUCCCUCCCCCUUGAGGUUCUGGAGGGUGAGCAAUUAAACCAAAUUAGAAGUCCAGACCCAGAUGCUAUUGAGUGGGGGUCGUAUUCUAGAAUAUUCAUGGCCGAGGGAAGAUGACAUUAACGUGAUUGUGUUUUUAAACAAGCGCGAACAUGCUCUUGUGAUUAUGAAAUGAACAUUUAUGUUCACGAUAUGCUUCAUUAAGAUUUUUUUUUUUUUUAAAUGAAUUUCAUGCAGUCUGCAUCUUAAUUUUAACACAGUGUCAGUAUCUAACAUUUCCAUGUUAUGUCGUCAUCACAUCUAUGUAAAGCAUUUUCAGUGUCUCUCCAACUUUUCCUGUACCAGUGUGAGAUUCAUUGCAUUGUGCGUUAUGACUGCAAAUCUGUCCAAUGCAUUGGAGUCCGGAGUAUUAUGUGCAUACCAGAUCAUAUCCAGUGGAUGGGACGCCCUUCACUCAGCAGUUCAUGCCAACAGGAAACACAUCCUGAAGUUAUCAACCACUGUCUCUGGUUCUUCCACUUGGAUUUGUUUUUUUUUUGCAGUGAAACCCCACCUCUUCUCUUCUCUUCAUCCUUCUGACCACCUGUCCUGGCAUCAGGUUGGGCGCAUACCCUUUCUUCUGCAAGGGCUUGACUACUUGUCUGGCUCAAGGUCGAGGCCCAGAGUGGAGCGAUGACCAAGGUCAUGCACGCGCAGUGACUGCUUGCACUUCAAAUGUUCACGACUUGGAUUAAAGUAUGUGAUGUCAAAAAAAAAUGUGAAAAGAAUUUAAGAAUCACUAAAUUGUAACUGAAGUCCAUGAAAAGACCACUGUGAUUUUUUUUUUGUUCGUAAUACACACCAUGAAAUCCAGGUUCUUUCACCACCUGUUCAAAAUUGCAUUAUUUAGCAGCCGCUUGCCACAUUAAUGUUAUUGCUUUCAGUGAAGUCUUAGUUAAUAAUGUUAACUGCUUUAGGCAUACAUUCAGUUUUGAUACUUGAUAAGUACAGAGUACUGCUAAAUGUUUUAUAAUUGUAGAGGUAUUUUAAAAUGGUCCUUUUGGUGUCUGUCUUGAUGAUUUACAUAAUAGGUUCUGCAUGUACAUUUGUAAUUUAGAGAUCAUCAUUUGAUACUGUAGUUUUGAAUAUAUGUCAAAUUCUCUUGUAGUGUAAUCUUUAUUUUAUAUAACUAAUGCAACACAUUUUGUUAAUGUCAUAUUCGAGCUGAUUCACUGCUUUUAUCUUUAGAUAAAAAUAAACAUGUUUCAUAAA
Messenger RNA from Clupea harengus (Atlantic herring), 5672 nucleotides. RefSeq names its product phosphatase domain containing paladin 1a (gene pald1a). The record is from RefSeq and is a predicted model, not a curated record. NCBI's taxonomy places the organism in Eukaryota, Metazoa, Chordata, Actinopteri, Clupeiformes, Clupeidae.